AGCAAUAAAAACUGAAGUGUGUGUGUUUUAACUUAAGAAGCGAAUUGAACUGAAGUUGUAAACGAGAGGGAAAACAAAAAUGGCGACAGAAGAACCAAUGGACUGUGAUUCCUCAAACUACAAACCCUACACACUUUCCCAAACCCUAACCGGCCACAAACGCGCCAUCUCCGCCGUCAAAUUCUCCUCCAACGGCCGUCUCCUCGCCUCCUCCUCCGCCGACAAAACCCUCCGCACUUAUGGCUUCACUAACUCCGAUUCCGAUUCCAACAGCCUCACUCUUUCUCCUAUGCAACAAUACGAAGGCCAUCAGCACGGCGUUUCCGACCUCGCUUUCUCCUCCGAUUCCCGCUACCUUGUCUCCGCCUCCGACGACAAAACCAUCCGUUUAUGGGAUGUUCCUACGGGUUCGCUUGUGAAGACUCUUCACGGUCAUACGAAUUACGUUUUCUGUGUUAAUUUUAAUCCUCAGAGUAAUGUUAUUGUUUCUGGUUCGUUUGAUGAGACUGUUAGGGUUUGGGAUGUUAAGUCUGGGAAGUGUCUUAAGGUUUUACCUGCGCAUUCUGAUCCGGUGACUGCUGUUGAUUUUAACCGCGAUGGGACUCUUAUUGUUUCCAGUAGUUAUGAUGGUCUUUGCAGGAUUUGGGAUGCUUCUACUGGUCAUUGUAUCAAGACUCUUAUUGAUGAUGAGAAUCCUCCUGUUUCGUAUGUCAAGUUUUCGCCUAAUGCUAAGUUUAUUCUUGUUGGUACAUUGGACAAUAAUCUGAGGCUCUGGAACUAUUCUACUGGGAAGUUUCUGAAGACUUACACCGGUCAUGUUAAUUCAAAAUACUGCAUUUCGUCCUCUUUUUCCAUAACAAAUGGGAAGUAUGUUGUUGGUGGUUCGGAAGAUAAUUGUAUAUACUUGUGGGGUCUGCAGUCGAGGAAAAUUGUACAGAAAUUGGAAGGUCAUACUGAUUCUGUUGUAUCUGUCUCAUGUCACCCUACGGAGAACAUGAUUGCUUCAGGUGCACUCGGCAAUGAUAAGACUGUGAAGAUAUGGACUCAACAGAAAGACUGAUUCAAUUUGGAUCUGGGCUAAUGCUCCAAUGAAUUAGUGAAAGUUGAGAUAGCAGAAAGACUGAUUCAAUUUGGAUCUGGGCUAAUGUUCCAGUGCUACAUUUUAGCUCAUUUUGCAGUUUAGGAUUUUUUGUUGAGAAACAUUAUAGCAUUUAUGGUUGAGAUCACUAUUAAUAGCCUACUUAGAUAAUUGCUUCAAGUCUUCAAGAUGGACUUGGUGGAUGAAAAUGUGAAUUCAUGAAAAGAAUGAUAUUUUGUUUGUUUAAAAGUAAAAUAUGUUGGUUUCCUCUGAAAA
This is a messenger RNA of Medicago truncatula (barrel medic), 1354 nucleotides long. RefSeq names its product COMPASS-like H3K4 histone methylase component WDR5A. The record is from RefSeq and is a predicted model, not a curated record. Gene Ontology annotation, molecular function: histone binding. The transcript is spliced from 2 exons. Gene Ontology annotation, cellular component: Set1C/COMPASS complex. The coding region runs from base 80 to 1060 and encodes 326 amino acids. NCBI's taxonomy places the organism in Eukaryota, Viridiplantae, Streptophyta, Magnoliopsida, Fabales, Fabaceae.